Myotis lucifugus (little brown bat) is the source of this 3090-nucleotide messenger RNA. RefSeq names its product insulin receptor related receptor (gene INSRR). Gene Ontology annotation, molecular function: insulin receptor substrate binding; ATP binding; insulin receptor activity. NCBI's taxonomy places the organism in Eukaryota, Metazoa, Chordata, Mammalia, Chiroptera, Vespertilionidae. The record is from RefSeq and is a predicted model, not a curated record. Gene Ontology annotation, biological process: protein phosphorylation; regulation of JNK cascade; insulin-like growth factor receptor signaling pathway. Gene Ontology annotation, cellular component: axon; insulin receptor complex; membrane.
AUGAGGACAAUGUGCCCCUGUCCCCAUGGACUGGCCUGCACAGCAGGGGGUGAGUGCUGCCACAUCGAAUGCUUGGGGGGCUGCAGCCAGCCGGACGACCCCAGUGCCUGCGUUGCCUGCCGCCACUUCUACUUCCAGGGCGCCUGCCACCAGGCCUGCCCUCCAGGCACCUACCAGCACGAGUCGUGGCGCUGUGUCACAGCCGAGCUCUGUGCCAGCCUGCGCUCUGUGCCCAGCCUCCCCUCCACCUUUGGCAUCCACCAGGGCAGCUGCCUGGCCCAGUGCCCUCCGGGCUUCACCCGUAAUGGCAGCAGCAUCUUCUGCCACAAGUGUGAGGGGCUGUGCCCCAAAGAGUGCAAGGUGGGCACCAAGACUAUCGACUCCGUCCAGGUGGCACAAGACCUGGUGGGCUGCACCCACGUGGAGGGGAGUCUCAUCCUCAAUCUUCGCCAGGGCUACAACCUGGAGCAGGAGCUGCAGCACAGCCUGGGGCUGGUGGAGACCAUCACUGGCUUCCUCAAAAUCAAGCACUCCUUCGCCCUCGUGUCCCUGGGCUUUUUCAAGAACCUCAAACUAAUCCGGGGAGAUGCCAUGGUGGAUGGGAACUACACUCUGUACGUGCUGGACAACCAGAACCUGCAGCAACUGGGGUCCUGGGUGGCGGCGGGGCUCACCAUUCCCGUGGGCAAGAUCUACUUCGCUUUCAACCCACGCCUCUGCUUGGAGCACAUUUACCACUUGGAGCAGGUGACCGGCACGCGGGGGCGGCAAAACAAGGCGGAGAUCAACCCCCGGACCAACGGAGACCGCGCCGCCUGCCAGACUCGCACCCUGCGCUUCGUGUCCAACGUGACCGAGACCGACCGCAUCUUACUGCGCUGGGAGCGCUACGAGCCGCUGGAGGCCCGAGACCUACUCAGUUUCAUCGUGUACUACAAGGAGUCAUACACCUACGCAGUGUUUGUGCCGGCCAUCACGCUGACCACUGCUGAGGACAGCCCCCACCAAGGCCAGAGCCCCAUCAUCUACCUCCGAACCCUGCCUGCAGCGCCCACCGUCCCCCAAGACGUCAUCUCCACGUCCAACUCCUCCUCCCACCUGCUGGUGCGCUGGAAGCCACCGACCCAACGGAAUGGCAACAUCACCUACUACCUGGUGUUGUGGCAGCGCCUGGCAGAAGACAGCGACCUGUACCUCAAUGACUACUGCCACCGCGGCCUGCGGCUGCCCACCAGCAACAACGACCCCCGCUUCGACCAGGAAGACGGGGAACUCGAGGCGGAGAUGGAGCCCGGCUGUUGCCCGUGCCAACACCCACCUCCGGGGCAGGUCUUGCCGCCACUGGAGGCGCAAGAGGCCUCGUUCCAAAAGAAGUUUGAAAACUUUCUGCACAACGCCAUCACCAUCCCCAAAUCCCCCUGGAAAGUGACGUCCAUCAAUAAGAGCCCUCAAAGGGACUCCUCCGGGAGGCACCGCCGCGCCUCCGGGGCCCUCCGACUCGGGGGAAACAGCUCAGAUUUCGAGAUCCGGGAGGACAAAGUUAGCCCCCUAGAGUUUGUAUUUGAAGGAGAGGCUGAUGGUAUCCCAGGGAAGGUGGCCUGGGAGGCGGCCAGCAAGAGCAGUGUCCUCCUGCACUGGCUGGAGCCAUCGGACCCCAAUGGACUUAUCCUCAAGUACGAGAUCAAGUACCGCCGCUUGGGAGAGGAGGCCACAGUGCUGUGUGUGUCCCGCCUGCGAUAUGCCAAGUUUGGGGGCGUCCACCUGGCCCUGCUGCCCCCGGGAAACUACUCCGCCAGAGUGCGGGCAACCUCACUGGCUGGCAACGGCUCCUGGACCGAAAGUGUCGCUUUCUACAUCCCUGGCUCAGAGGAGGAGGACUCCGGGGGGCUGCACCUUCUCACUGUCACCCCCGUGGGACUCAUGCUGCUCAUCAUUCUUGCUGCCCUUGGUUUCUUCUACAGCAAGAAGAGAAACAGCACCCUCUAUGCCUCUGUGAAUCCAGAGUACUUCAGUGCUUCUGAUGUGUACAUCCCUGACGAGUGGGAGGUGCCUCGGGAGCAGAUCUCCAUAAUUCGGGAACUGGGCCAGGGCUUCUUCGGGAUGGUAUAUGAGGGGCUGGCACAAGGACUUGAGGCUGGAGAGGAGACCACACCUGUGGCCCUGAAGACGGUGAAUGAGCUGGCCAGCCCACGAGAACGCAUUGAGUUCCUCAAGGAAGCCUCUGUCAUGAAGGCAUUCAAGUGUCACCAUGUGGUACGUCUCCUGGGCGUGGUGUCCCAGGGCCAGCCAACUCUGGUCAUCAUGGAGUUAAUGACUCGUGGGGACCUCAAGAGCCAUCUUCGAUCUUUGCGGCCCGAGGCAGAGAAUAACCCUGGGCUCCCACGGCCAGCACUGGGAGAUAUGAUUCAGAUGGCUGGUGAGAUUGCAGAUGGCAUGGCCUACCUUGCUGCCAAAAAGUUUGUGCACCGAGACCUGGCAGCCCGAAACUGCAUGGUGUCCCAGGACUUCACCGUCAAGAUUGGGGAUUUCGGGAUGACUCGAGAUGUGUAUGAGACAGACUACUACCGCAAGGGCGGGAAGGGGCUGCUGCCCGUGCGCUGGAUGGCGCCCGAGUCCCUCAAAGAUGGGAUCUUUACCACCCACUCGGAUGUCUGGUCCUUCGGCGUGGUGCUCUGGGAGAUCGUGACCCUGGCUGAACAACCCUACCAGGGUCUGUCCAAUGAGCAGGUGCUCAAGUUUGUCAUGGAUGGUGGGGUCCUGGAGGAGCUAGAGAGCUGUCCCCUCCAGCUGCAGGAGCUGAUGAGCCGCUGUUGGCAACAGAACCCACGCCUGCGACCAACCUUCACCCACAUCCUGGACAGCAUUCAGGAGGAGCUGCGGCCUUCCUUCCGCCUCCUUUCCUUCUACUACAGCCCAGAGUGCCGGGGGCCCCGGGCUUCCCUCCUGCCCACUGAUGCGGAGCCCGACUCCCCACCGUCCCCAAAAGGGGCUUCCUCAGACUGCAGCCCUCAAAACGGGGGUCCAGGGCACCGAGGGGCACUCCCUUCCCUGUCUGAUUGGCCUCCCACGGGCAGAGAGGAAGGGCUCUGA